Molecule: messenger RNA, 2235 nt
Organism: Penaeus indicus
Lineage: Eukaryota; Metazoa; Arthropoda; Malacostraca; Decapoda; Penaeidae
Product: probable chitinase 2
Exons: 9
Coding region: 28-1428 (466 amino acids)
Biological process (GO): carbohydrate metabolic process; chitin catabolic process
Cellular component (GO): extracellular region
Molecular function (GO): chitin binding; chitinase activity
Source: RefSeq, a predicted model, not a curated record
CGAAAGUUAGUUAGUGUCGUUCAAGUCAUGGUGGGGAAGGUAGUGUCUCUCCUCGCUCUCACGGCAAUCGCCCUUAGCGGCGUUGCCAACAGUCACGAGCAAGAGGUGGUGUGUUACUUGGCAUCAUGGGCUGUGUACCGGCCGGGCAUGGGGACAUUUAACAUCGAAGACGUCGACCCUUCCCUCUGCACGACCCUCAUCUACUCCUUCGCGGGUUUGAAUGAGACCACGUACACCAUGACGCUGCUGGACCCGGAGUACGACAUCAACAAGAGGGCCCUCCAGCGCUUCGUGAACCUCAAGAGCUUGAACCCCCGCGUGAAGGUUCUGAUAGCGAUCGGGGGUUGGACUGAAGGUUCAACCAAGUACUCUGCAAUGGCAAUGACCAGGGCCUCGAGAAAGAAGUUCAUUGAUUCUGCAAUUGCUUUCAUCCAACACCACCGCCUCGACGGGCUGGACCUCGACUGGGAGUACCCUGCCAAUCGAGGAGGAGCCCCUGAGGACAGGGAGAACUUCGUCUAUCUGGUUAAGGAGCUCCGCGAAGCCUUCCGCCCCUACGGCUGGAUGCUGACCGCCGCCGUGGCCGCAGGAAAAUCGACCAUCGACACGGCCUACGACAUCGACGACCUGGCCAGAAACCUGGACUUCCUGCACAUCAUGGCCUACGACUACCACGGCAAAUGGGACGGUCGUACGGGCCACAACGCGCCCUUGUACUCGAGGGAGGACGAGCCGGAGGAGGAGAAGAUGCUGAAUGUGGCCUCCACCCUCAAGGUCUACCUCGACGAAGGAGCACCUCCCGAGAAGCUGGUCCUCGGCGUGGGAUUCUACGGCAGGACCUUCAACCUUCAGGAUCCCCAGGACAACGGCAUAGCGGCGCCCACCCUCACCACCGCCCUCGCCGGCCCCUACACCAAGGAAGAGGGAUUUAUGGGAUAUAACGAGAUCUGCGAGAAACAGACCACGGAGAAGGGCCUCUGGACGCUCGUGUGGCAGAAAACCCACCAGGUGCCAUAUAUGAUCCGCGACAACAUGUGGAUUGGCUUCGACGACCCGAUUUCCAUCAGCCUCAAGGUCGCCUACGCCCAGAAGCUCGGUUUGGGCGGCGUCAUGGCCUGGGCGAUCGACACGGAUGACUUCAAGGGCGUCUGUUCGGAUAACAGGAUGAAGUACCCCCUCCUCCGAGCCAUCAACAAGGCCCUCACAGCGAACAUGGAGAACAGGCCUAGCAAGACAUCUAGGCCUAUCAAACCCAGUCUGGAUGACGAUGACUUUGAUGACAAGUUUGAUGACACCAACACCUUGGACAGCCGGGAACAUGACUCUGGAAGACCAUCCCGUGUCGGAGGCCGCGGAGGUUCUUCUGUUGCAACACCUGCAGCUACUGUUGUGUUGGCACUCCUGCUCACUUCUUUGGCUGCUCGCUAAAGAGGUCUGCGGUUGGCACUCCUGCUUCUAUAACGUCCCUUUCGCAACGUCCCAAAGGCCUUCCGAAAAUUCACUUUCUCAGAGUUUUUCGAGAUUUUUUUCCUUUUCCUUUUUUUCCAGCUAUUUCGGUCCUUAGAGAAUUAUUGAGAUUCUUUUCUCUUUCCGUUGAUGGACAGGCACGUUCGGUUUCAAAUUCCUUAUGUGUUCUUCAUUUUCUCUUUCUUUUUUUUAAACUUGAGAAAAAAAAAUUAGAUAAUAGCAUUUAGUAAAUUCUUCCAUUUUAUGCCAUGCUUUUCAAAUCUCACUGGAGUUGCCAGCUACACUUUGUAUAUUCUUAUUUGGUGCACUAAACCUUAAGGUAUGAAUGCAUUCUAUAAUAUUACAACUUUUUUUCAACUAUAAUAGAACUAUUAGUUUAACUGUGAUUUUAGAGUUUAUGACGUACUGUAAUUAGAUUAAAUAUCCAGUCAUAUCUGUACGGUGAUUGGCCGAUAUCUUAACGGCAAAAAUUACGGAGGAACCAAUCAGAGAGGAGAGAGAGUCAGCUGAUGUUUCCUAUUGGCUGAUUUUAAUGUUAGGGGGCGGAGCCAAGAAAACUAAACUAAAAAAAAAAAAAAAAAAUAUCCUGUAUAGUUUUUCUUGGGCGAAAAUGACAGAUUUUUUUUUUUAAGCAAAAUACAUGGCAAAUUUAUAUUUUUGGUUGUCGGUGGAAGCAAAAUCGAUUCAAAUUUGAUUGGAUUUUCUUAUGAUAAGAGGUUAGAUUUUUUCACUGGACUGUAAAUAUAAAUAAAAUUAUAAUAUUACUCA